Molecule: messenger RNA, 1068 nt
Organism: Synchytrium microbalum
Lineage: Eukaryota; Fungi; Chytridiomycota; Chytridiomycetes; Synchytriales; Synchytriaceae
Exons: 7
Coding region: 1-1068 (355 amino acids)
Biological process (GO): regulation of small GTPase mediated signal transduction
Molecular function (GO): GTPase activator activity
Source: RefSeq, a predicted model, not a curated record
AUGGCCGUGAAUGUUGGAAACUCUGAAUUCAAGCCAUUGCCGACUACGCCAACUGCCCGUAUCACUGGAGUUCACGAAUCUUUACUGCAAGAAUGUGAAAAGGACAUCAUCUGGUAUCGUGACAACUUUUUUGGAAAAGCUCACAUGAACUUUUUAUGCCUUGAUUCGCCACGAGGACCACUGGCAAUUUCCAUAAUUCAAGAUGACGAUCAAUUCCGGGCAUUGGUUAGAACCACACAAGGCUCUGAACGUUUGUCAAUUGCUUCGUCGUCAGUACCUGCUUCAUGGUGGCGAAGAUUGUUGGGAUUGAGUCCAUCCAUGCAAUCAGUUAUGUACUCCAUUUCUCGAAACAUUCCAGUCCCAUUGCUCAAACUGUGCAAGGACGCUGGAUUGCCUAACGAAUUGUUGAGUAUGGAGGAACGACAAGUUAUUCGAUCCUACAAGUUUGGAGUCACGUAUUUAGCGCCUGGACAGAGCAAUGAAGAGGAAAUGUUUAUGAAUCGAAUGGAAAACGUCUCACCGCAAUUCCGUCAGUUUUUGACAUUUUUGGGAGAAACAAUCGAGUUAAGAGGAUGGAAAGGAUACCGUGCUGGUUUAGACGUUGCAGGAACCAACAACACUGGCACACAUUCCGUAUACACAAAGUGGCAAGGUUAUGAAGUUAUGUUCCAUGUCUCGACAUUAUUGCCAUUCAACCCAGCAGACCGACAGCAGCUGGAAAGGAAACGACACAUUGGAAAUGACAUUGUGAUGAUUGUGUUCUCAGAAAGUGAUCUGCCUCUCAACCUUACUUCUGUCACUUCUCACCAAAAUCAUAUUAUUGCUGUUGUUAAGCCAGAGGGCGAAGCUUACAGGUUGACUGUCUGUCCCAAGAAUGGUGUGCCACCAUUCACACCUGAGCUGCCUGAACCAUGUGUGUUUGGAAAGGACGCUGUGUCGCGAGAUUUCUUCCUACACAAGUUGGUGAAUGGAGAACGAGCAGCAUACAAGGCCCCAUCAUUUGCUCCAAAGAUUUCCAGGACGAGAUCAGUCCUCUUAUAUGAAGUUGCAUCCAAAUUCCUCAAGUGA